Drosophila kikkawai is the source of this 2194-nucleotide messenger RNA. RefSeq names its product Glycerophosphate oxidase 2 (gene Gpo2). Lineage: Eukaryota; Metazoa; Arthropoda; Insecta; Diptera; Drosophilidae. Gene Ontology annotation, cellular component: mitochondrion; glycerol-3-phosphate dehydrogenase (FAD) complex. The record is from RefSeq and is a predicted model, not a curated record. Gene Ontology annotation, biological process: glycerol-3-phosphate metabolic process. Gene Ontology annotation, molecular function: calcium ion binding; glycerol-3-phosphate dehydrogenase (quinone) activity.
AGCACGAUCAGAAAUGGCCAAGUUCAUCCAGAUGGCGAUAAUGCUAGGCAGCUCAAAGCUGAGUCACGGCGCCUUUGGAUUCGAUGAGAGCUCCCAGGGCUCGGCGGAGCCGGUGCCGCUGAUGAAACGAGAGCUGCCCACCCGCAAGAUGUGCCUGGAGGCCUUUAAGCGUACCCAGUACGACAUCUUGAUCAUUGGCGGCGGUGCCGUUGGUUCUGGCUGUGCCUUGGAUGCUGCCACGCGGGGCCUGAAGACGGCCCUGGUCGAAGCCGAAGACUUUGGCAGUGGCACAUCCUCAAAGUCGAGCAAGCUGCUGCAUGGUGGUUUGAGGGACUUGGAGCAGGCCAUAUCGCAUCUGGAUGUUUCCGCUUUUAGACGAGUUCGUUGCUCUCUUAGGGAGCGCAGCAACAUCGGUUACCUGGCCCCGCACCUCAGCCAGAUGAUGCCCAUUUUGCUCCCUGUCCGCAACUGGUGGGAGGCGCCCCUGUACUACAUGAAGCUGAAGAUGUAUCACCUAAUGGCGCCCAAGGGCACCAAGAGCUUCCAGUAUCUCAGUGCCGACGAGGCUCUCGAAGUGUUUCCCCUGAUGAGGCGACAAGAGCUAUUUGGUGCCUUUGUUAUUUAUGAGGCCCAGCACGAUGAUGCCAGGAUGUGUCUCUCGCUGGCCCUGACAGCCGCUAGGUAUGGUGCUGAUAUCUGCAACCACAUGAAGGUGGUGCGGUUGCUCAAGAACAGGGAGGGUAACGUAGCGGGCGCAGAGGCGGUGGAUCAACUGUCGGGUAAGAAGUACCAAAUCCGAGCCAAGGUUGUGGUCAAUGCCACGGGACAUAUGAGCGAUGUUGUGCGCCGAUUGGAGGAUACAGAGGCAAAACCUCUGUGCACGAGCCGCUGGAACUCGAUCAUUGUGCUGCCGCGUUUCUAUUGCCCGGAGCAAGUGGGUGUCUUCGAUUCGCACACUCCCGAUGGCCGAUCAAUAUUCCUUCUGCCCUGGCAGGGUCACACGCUGGUCGGCACCAGCGAUUUGCCUGGCUCCUCGUCCGAGGAAUUGCCUUCCCAACCCACCGAGUUGGAUGUGCAGUACCUGUUGGAGGGCAUCAAGCGCUUCGUGACCCCUGAUUUCGAUGUCCGGAGGUGCGAUAUACUUGCCGCUUGGGGUGGCUAUAAGCCUGUGCCCGUUCAGUCCGACAUCCUCCAGCGCAAGAACUACGUGAUCCACCUGGGACCCCGGCACAUGCUGUCGGUGGUGGGCGGCACCUGGUCCUCCUUCCGGGCAAUUUCCGAGAUCACUGUUAAUGCGGCCAUUACCCAGGGAGAUCUCUCACCGUUGAGCGAUACUUCGGUGACGGCAAUGUCCUGCCAGCUGGACGGAGCCAGCGGCUGGAGCCCGGAUAUGUUCAUCCGUCUGGUGCAGGACUUUGGCAUGGAGCGCGACGUGGCCGAGCAUCUGUCAAAUACAUACGGCUCGAAUGCCUUCAAGCUGGCCGCUUCCGCGGACAAUAGCGGUUUGGGAUGGCCCAUUGUGGGCAAGCGGCUGCACUCGGAGUUCCCCUACAUCGAGGCGGAGGUGAGGCAGGGCGUUCGGGACUUUGCCUGCACGCUGCAGGACAUGGUGGCACGCCGGCUGCGAGUGGCCUUUCUCAAUGUCCAGGUGGCUGAGCAGAUAUUGCCGCAGGUGGCCAACAUCAUGGCCCAGGAGCUGAACUGGACGAACGAGCAAAAAAACCGGCAGAUCCUUGAGGCGCGCUCCUUCCUGAACUCACAGAUGGGCAGCUUUCCCAAGGAGAAUUCCCUGCAUCAAAAUAUACCUAUUAAGAUGUCUGUGCGCCUUGUGAAAAAGUUUGCCACGCAAUUCAAUAGCCUGGAUGACAACAAAACCGGCUACGUGUCCAUCUCCGACUGUUGCAGGGCCAUCAAAAAUCUGGGCAUAAAGGAGGUGCCUGUGGACCUGAUGCACAAUGUCCUCAGCGAUAUUGAUUGCCAUGCCCAGGGUAAGGUGAAUCUGUACGAGUUCCUGCUGCUCAUGUCGGCCAUUGUGCAGGGCGAGUCCACGUACUUGAACUACGCCCAGACGUGCGUGGAGCUCAAGCAGGCUUCGGAGAGCGGCAGCAGAGGUAGCCUGCCCAUAGAACGUUGCGGUGGCGGCCUGUAAAGUGUCUCAAUUUUUAUUUUUAAUACAUAAUCCGUUUACCUCGUC